Molecule: messenger RNA, 561 nt
Organism: Psylliodes chrysocephalus
Lineage: Eukaryota; Metazoa; Arthropoda; Insecta; Coleoptera; Chrysomelidae
Source: the annotation of a GenBank genome assembly
AUGAAAAGUUCGUGGCAUAUUAUUGCUGCUAAAAAAUUGAUGGCAUUCAUAAACGGUAAAAAAAAUAAUGACAGAAUCGUAACACAUGUUAGAUACGGAUUUAUAAAAAAAAAUGACUCGAACAGGAACAUUCUAUUGUUAAAACAGUUUUGUUUCUGGCUGUCCACGAUAUUUAAAAAUCUUCUGCACUUUCGAGCUGAAGCAGGCGACGAAGUUUUAAGAUCUCAUCUUAUGACAGCUGCUAAAAAUGCAACAUAUACUUCACACAGAAUUCAAAAUGAAUUUAUAAACUUUAGUUUUGAAAUUUUAAGUGAAAAAAUUGUAUGGCGCGUCAACAAAGCUAAAUAUUUCAGUGUACUAGCCGACGAAACAACAGACAUCAGUGGUGUAGAACAGUUGUCUAUUGGCGUUCGUUUUGUGGAAUGUGACGAUGCAAAUAAAUAUUACACAAAAGAAGAAUUUUUGGGAUAUGUGCCUAUCGUUGCAAUGGACGCCAAGUCAAUUACACAAAUUACAAAAAUGGGGAAUAAAUUUGGAAAAUAUUGUAGGUCAAGGUUAUGA